Messenger RNA from Fraxinus pennsylvanica, 744 nucleotides. The record is from the annotation of a GenBank genome assembly. NCBI's taxonomy places the organism in Eukaryota, Viridiplantae, Streptophyta, Magnoliopsida, Lamiales, Oleaceae.
AUGGCAAACUUAGCCAUUCCCACAGUUGAUUUUUCACCUUUCUUCACAGACAGUGAUGAGGAUGGAAAGACGAAUGCAGAAGGAAUAAUUAAACAAGCUUGCUCAAACUAUGGUUUCUUCCGAAUUGUGAAUCAUGGCAUACCCUGCGAUUUGAUAAACCGAGCCCUGAAGCUUUCAGAGACAUUCUUUGCGUUCCCAGAUGAGGAGAAGCUCAAAUAUAGCCCGGGAUCGGGCGCACCUCUUCCCGCUGGUUAUAAUAAGCAGCCAGAGAACUCUGCUGAUAAAAAUGAAUACUUACUCAUGUUUCCACCUCAGUCCACCUUCAAUGUUUUGCCCACAAAUCCGCCUGAGUUCAGAGAAGUACUUGAAGAGAUGUUCACCUAUUUUGCUAGAACUGGUGAACUUAUAGAGAGAAUACUGAAUGAUUGUUUGGGUCUCCCACCCAACUUUUUGAAAGAAUUCAACAAUGAUAGAAGCUGGGAUUUCAUGGCGGCUUUGUACUACUUCCCAGCAACUCGAAUUGAAAACAAUGGCAUAUCUGAACACGAAGAUGGAAACUGCAUCACCUUCGUGAUUCAGGACAAAGUUGGAGGUCUCGAGGUCAAAAAAGAUGGAGAAUGGAUUCCAGUUACUCCAGCUGAAGGCAGCAUAGUUGUCAACAUAAGCGACGUUAUUCAGGUGUUAACGAAUAACAAAUUUAAGAGUGCUACUCACAGAGCUGAGCACGAUAUUGUUAUGCUAUGA